This is a messenger RNA of Neurospora tetrasperma FGSC 2508, 894 nucleotides long. RefSeq lists its product as uncharacterized. Bases 1 to 738 code for a protein of 245 amino acids. The transcript has 2 exons. The record is from RefSeq and is a predicted model, not a curated record. Lineage: Eukaryota; Fungi; Ascomycota; Sordariomycetes; Sordariales; Sordariaceae.
AUGAAGUUCACCCUCCUCUCCACCGCCGUCGCCCUCUUGACCAGCACCGCCGUCGCCCUUCCCGCCGGCUCCUCCUCCUCCUCCUCCUCUGGAAGUCUCAAUGAGCGCUCCUACGUCAACGCCUCCUCCACCGCCACCACCUGCCCCUACAGCAGGCGCUCGCCCGCCUACUGCGCCGGCACCGCGCAAAACCGGACGCUGUCGGCAACCUACAUCUGCGGCGACUCGCGCCUGGGGCCCGUCGUGCUGCCCCAGUUCUUUUUGCCGUUGGAUCCCAUCCUCGACAUCUACGACCGCUUCGGCGGACUUUGCCCGGGCGCCUUUCUGGAGAAGUGGUUCAACCAGACGGGCAGCGGGUGGUGGGACUACCCGCCCCAAAACGGCUUCAGUGUGGAUGACGAGGGCAACAUCAUCGCGGCCAACUUGACGCUGCAGACGGGCACGUUUGUGGACCGGUUCGGCAGCGAGUAUGGAAGUUUCCUGGCGCCGGCGGCGGCGCCGUAUCUGCAGAGGAGUUUGCCGCCUAGUAAUUUGAAUGGGGAUGCCAAGUUCCCAUGGAACUACCACGUUUACAGCGUCAUCAAGCCCUUUGCUGUCCUUGCUGGACCCAUCGCCCCGUGGUUCGGCCAGCCUGGUCAGGGCGUUCAGUACCAGACUUAUGAGAACGUCGCGACGCUCAUUGCUGAUGGGUAUCUGAAGGCUGAGGAUCCCCAGAGGCUGGUUCCUAGAAACUACUAAAGUGGGUUGGUGAAGAUGGUGGAAAAGGGGGAUUUGAUUCGUGAAUGAGAAUGUCUUUUGGUUGACAUGCUUAACGUUAUGUAAUGGAUAAUGUCUGGUAGUUAUAUACCCAGGGGGUAAAAUGAAAAGGGGGAUUCUAAAUAAUUAUGAGCUAUU